This is a messenger RNA of Rhagoletis zephyria (snowberry fruit fly), 403 nucleotides long. RefSeq lists its product as uncharacterized. The record is from RefSeq and is a predicted model, not a curated record. NCBI's taxonomy places the organism in Eukaryota, Metazoa, Arthropoda, Insecta, Diptera, Tephritidae.
AAAUCAAGUACACAAAAAAUAAUAAUAAAAGCUUGUCAAAGCAGAAAUCAAUUGUAUUGGAUAUCCUACGAAAAUAUAAAUUCUUAUGGGCAAACCAAUACAAGUCGAUGUGGAGCAUUGUGGAUUAUGUGCGGCACAUGCCCGGCAGUGUAGGACACUGCAAAAAUACAUAAUGAAAGAACAACCAGAUACGGACCUAAUUUGUCAUGUUGGGCGUCGCGGUUCCUUUGAAGUUAUCGUAAACGGUAUGUUGGUACAUUCGAAAUUGAAAACCCAGGCUUUCCCAUCACAGGAAGAAAUAUUGCAGAGCGUGAUAAAUGUCCGUGAAGGUUUGCCACCGAAAUACGUGAGGUCAGAAAAUUCUUGUUCAUUGAUGUAAAACUUCUAUUGUAUGUACGGAUUU